Chaetura pelagica (chimney swift) is the source of this 2039-nucleotide messenger RNA. It is a transcript of the gene HIC2, whose product is annotated as hypermethylated in cancer 2. Gene Ontology annotation, cellular component: nucleus. The record is from RefSeq and is a predicted model, not a curated record. Gene Ontology annotation, biological process: regulation of transcription by RNA polymerase II. The coding region runs from base 254 to 1966 and encodes 570 amino acids. Gene Ontology annotation, molecular function: protein binding; RNA polymerase II cis-regulatory region sequence-specific DNA binding; DNA-binding transcription factor activity, RNA polymerase II-specific. The transcript has 3 exons. Lineage: Eukaryota; Metazoa; Chordata; Aves; Apodiformes; Apodidae.
CAGGGAGCUAUUCUGUACUGACUCAGCAUGGGAUAGAGUGCGUAGAAGACGUUCAGACCAAGCACAGCUAGCGCGUCCCUGCUGGUUCUCCAUUCUGCAUCCGUGCAGCCACGUUCUAUUGAUGGCCUGUUGUGAUUUCAAUGGAACAUCAUGGGAUGUACCUGGCACGUCGGGCAGCACUGGAUGGAGGUGCCUUUAGCCCAAUGUACCUGGCAUGGUAGUAAGGUGAAGGUGAAAGGAAGAGAAGGUGGAGAUGGAACUGCCAAAUCAUGCCAAACAACUGCUACUGCAGCUGAACCAGCAACGAGCCAAAGGUUUCCUCUGUGAUGUGAUCAUUGUGGUAGAAAAUGCCCUGUUCCGUGCCCAUAAAAACAUCCUGGCAGCCAGCAGCAUGUAUUUCAAAUCCCUUGUCCUGCAUGACAACCUGAUUAACUUAGACACGGACAUGGUGAACCCCACCGUGUUCCGGCAGAUCUUGGACUUUAUUUAUACUGGUAAGCUCUUAACGACUGACCAGCCUGGUGAACAGAACUUUAAUGCUCUCCUCACCGCAGCAAGCUACCUCCAACUGCCUGACCUGGCAGCUCUCUGCAGAAAGAAGCUGAAGCGGAACGGCAAGUCCUUUGCUGGCAAGGCCGGUGGCCUUGGUGUUGGGAGAUCUGCCAGGAGUCAAAGACUUUCCACUGCUUCAGUCAUCCAAGCUCGCUAUUCAGGGUCAAAUGAGGGGUUGAAGGGCUCACACUCAAAGGAGCUGUCAAAGGGAAAGCUCUCCGAUGAUGAGGUCUUCAUCAGCAGCUCCAACCAAGAGAACUGUCACUCCUUAAGCAGGGGAGCCAGUAAGAACGGCGCCGGGGGCAGCAGUGCAAAUGGGAGCACGGGCGACCAGGAGCUAGGCCUCGAUCUGUCCAAAAAAAGCCCGUCACUCCCUGCUGCAGCCUCCCAUGAUGACACGCAGCACAGCGAAAGCCAGCAUGGCUCUCCCCAAUCAGCCUCAGCCCCCGCAGCCAACAGUGCCUCAUCGUUCGACGAGUCUGGAGUCGGAGCCCCUCACAGCAUGGCAGACAGCAGCGACCCCAUGGAGAUGGAUCUGAGCGAAGAGUGCCACCACUCGCUGACGGAGGGCAGCCAGCGCAAGGGCCUCCGGCAUUCAUCCCGCAAGAAGGAGUGGAUCAAGAAAGAUAACGCCUUUGACCGAAAGGAGGAGGGCAAAGACAGGGACGAGGGUGAAGGGCUGCCCAAUGGUAUCCUGCUGGGGUCCUUGUCCAAGUCUGUGGAACGGAGUCUGGCUGGGGCCUAUGGUGCAGACCUACCCUACCCGUGUAAGGAAGAGGUGGAAAAUGGUAAGGAGAACAGUGAUGACAGUGGCCAGAGUGAGAGCGAGAGCGGCGGGCAUACUAGUGCCAACUAUGUCUACCGGCAGGAGGGUUUUGAGCCAGUGGCCUAUGGUGACAACCUGUAUGUCUGUAUCCCCUGUGGCAAAGGCUUCCCCAGCUCUGAGCAGCUCAAUGCCCAUGUGGAGACGCACACCGAGGAAGACCUUUACAUCAAGGAGGAAGUCACAUACGGCGGCAAAGAUGAAGCCGAGGAUUUGUCAAACCCCAACCAGUCAUAUGCCGCGGAAUCCAGACCCUUCAAGUGUUCAGUGUGUGAGAAGAGCUACAAGGAUCCAGCCACGCUGCGGCAGCACGAGAAGACUCACUGGCUGACGCGGCCCUUCCCUUGCAACAUCUGCGGCAAGAUGUUCACACAGCGGGGCACCAUGACACGGCACAUGCGCAGCCACUUGGGGCUCAAGCCCUUUGCUUGCGAGGAAUGCGGGAUGCGCUUUACCCGGCAGUACCGACUGACAGAGCAUAUGCGUGUCCACUCAGGAGAAAAACCUUACGAAUGUCAACUGUGUGGUGGGAAAUUCACCCAGCAGCGCAACCUGAUCAGCCACCUGCGAAUGCAUACCUCUCCCACAUAAGCCAAAGACUCCAGAAUGAGCUUCGAGCCCAUCCGCAGUGAUUUACCUUUCUGUAGACUUGCUGCUUAAAAAA